GAUCAUGAUGAUGAAAAGAAAUCUGCAGUUGCCACAACAAAGUCUAAAAGAGUGACAGCAACAACCUCCUCAUCCAAGGGAGUAACUGAACCGGUUACUGUUAAUGUUACUUCUGUAGAUAAAAAGAGUAAUACUAAUAGUACAACAGGUGGUAUUGCAGAAGUGCAAAAAACAUCAGGAUCUAGACUUGGUUGGGGUCCGGAGGCGGAAAAGUACUUCCCCGAUAACUACGUUGCAAGUCCCAAUAAACUCAUGAGUAGAGCCCAACCAAAGAAGACUACUACUACUUCUGCUACUACUACUACUACUACUACAACUGCUGCUAAUAAAAAGAAGACGACAUCCUCAUCUAAAGUGGCGGAAGAAGAUGCAGAAAUACAACCACCACAGAAAAAUGAAUUACCUGCAGAAGAAGUAGUAGUUCCUGCAGUGGAAGGACCUCGUCGCCUUGGUUGGGGCCCUGAAGCGGAAAAGUAUUUCCCUGAUAAUUACGUUGCUUCACCUGACAGGAUACCACGACUCAUUCGAGAAGCCAAAAAACGAGAGAAACAGCUACAAGAAGAAGCUCAGCGAAAAGCUCAAGAAGGAAAUAAGGAUAAAAUGGUGGUGGAAGUAGAAGAGGAAGAAGAAGAGGUGAAAAAGCAAAUAGAUACAAAUGCUGGAUCAUCCAUCUCGAGAAUUCUGUACUCGUUAGAAGAUAAACAGAAUGCUGAACUGCACUCGGGCGACUGUACAUCACGCCGCAGUGGUACUGUGGUGAUGCGUGAGAAUGAAGAGGAAGAAGAAGAACCACGCACGGCUCCUGCUGUCCUUGCAACUGCAGAGAUAACCCCACAAACAACAGGCAGCAGUAAAUCUCGGCAAGGCAAAACCUCCACCGUAAGCCGCAAGAGACGAUUGAGUGAAAUGGCGGAUGGCACCACGGCAUCACAGCCCGUUGUUGUGGAGAGAAAACUCAUGUAUGAUGUGGCUGAUGAUGCGGCGGUCAACAGAACGCCAGUAGCGCAGUCCACACGGCGGCUUAUUGAGGAGAAUGAAGAGAAAGUAGAAGAUAAACCACGACCUCCAGGCUGGGGAAAGGAAGCCCUACGCUACUUUGAUGCGGAGACGUACUUUGAUGAUCCCAGCAAGGCGAAGUUGAGUCCAGAGAUAUUGGCUCGUCCUGUUCGAGCAAGGAGAGAAGUUGUCUUGCCGUAUUAUUUCACAGCUAUCACCAAGUAA
Molecule: messenger RNA, 1221 nt
Organism: Trypanosoma theileri
Lineage: Eukaryota; Euglenozoa; Kinetoplastea; Trypanosomatida; Trypanosomatidae
Exons: 1
Source: RefSeq, a predicted model, not a curated record